AUGGCGGCAGACGAAUUGGACGACGACCUGACAACCGGUGACACCGCGGUGGCCGAGGCCGAGGAGCCGCAGAAGCUCUCGCUCGAGGUCGACGUCGCGAAGCCGGGCGCCUGCGAACGCCGGAUCACCGUGAAGGUGUCUCGCGACGACAUCGACCGGUACCUGGACGACGCCUACAGCGACCUGAUGUCGACCGCUUCGGUCCCCGGAUUCCGGACCGGCCGUGCGCCCCGGAAGCUCGUCGAGCAGCGUUUCAAGGACGAGAUCGCCGACCAGGUGAAGGGAUCGCUGCUGAUGGACAGCCUCGCCCAGGUCAGCGAGGAAGAGGAUUUCGCCGCGAUCAGCGAGCCGGACCUCGAUCUCGAGGCGGUCGAGAUCCCCGACGAAGGGCCGCUGACCUUCGAGUUCAGCAUCGAGGUCCGCCCCGAGUUCGACCUGCCGAAGUGGAAGGGCCUGAAGCUCAAGCGUCCGGUUCACGAGUACACGUCUGAGGAGAUCGACGCCCAGGUCGAGCAGAUGCUCGCCAAGUACGGCCAGCUCGUCCCGCACGACGGGCCCGCGGCCGAGGGCGACUACCUCGUCGCCAACCUCCGGGCCAGCGCCGAUGGCAAGGAGAUCGCCACGGACGAGGAACGCGUCAUCCGCGUCCGCGAGGAGCUGAGUCUCAUCGACGGCAAGAUCGACGCCUUCAAGAAGCUCGCCGACGGCGCCAAAGAGGGCGACAAGCUCGAGACCAAGGUCGAGCUGACCGCCGACGCCCCGAACGCCGACCUCCGGGGUAAGAAGGUCGACCUCGAAAUCGAAGUGCUCGAAGUCAAGAAGCUCCGCCUGCCGGAGCUGACCGAGGACUUCCUCGCCGAGAUUGGCGACUUCCAGACCGAGGGCGACUUCCGCGACGCGGUCCAGAAGAACCUCGAGCGGCAGCUCGAGUACUCGCAGCAGCAGAAGGCCCGCGGCCAGAUCAGCGAGCUGCUGACCGAGUCGGCCGAUUGGGAGCUGCCGCCGGGGCUGCUCAAGCGGCAGAGCGUCCGCGAGCUGGAGCGGGCCGUCAUGGAGCUGCGUCGCAGCGGCUUCAGCGAGGCCGAGAUCCGGGCCCGCGAGAACAGCCUUCGCCAGAACAGCGCCGCCAGCACCGCAGCGGCCCUCAAGGAGCACUUCAUCCUCGAACGGAUCGCCGAAGACGAGAACAUCGACGUGGAAGACGGCGAUUACGAUCGCGAGAUCUUCCUGAUGUCGAUGCAGUCGGGCGAAUCGCCCCGCCGCGUCCGGGCCCAGCUGGAGAAGCGGGGGUUGAUGGAUGUGCUCCGCAACCAGAUUAUCGAACGCAAGGUGAUGGAGCUUGUGCAGGCGGAGGCGAAGUUCGUCGACGAACCGUACGAGCCGCCGACGACCAACACCGAGGCGAUCCCCUUCGCCGCGGGCGGCUCGGUCGGCGAGAUCCCCGAAGCCACCGAGGCGGAAGCGGCCGAAGACGGAGCACCCAUGAGCGAUCUGUUCGCUCCCACGGAAGGGCCACGGGCCGAGGCGCCGAUCGCCGGCACGCCCUUUGAGCCACGCGCCGCCCGCGAGUACCAGCGUCAGCGUCAGAUGACGCUCGGCGACUUGCUGUUGGAGAACCGCGUGAUCUUCCUCCAGGGGGAGAUCUACGACGGCAACGCCAACGAGCUGGUGAUGAAGCUGCUGUACUUGCAGAGCGAGAACCGCCGCAAGGACAUCCACUUCUACAUCAACUCGCCCGGCGGCAGCGUCACCGCGACGCUGGCGAUCUACGACACCAUGCAGAUGAUCACCUGCCCGGUGGCGACCUACUGCGUGGGCCUGGCCGCGUCGGGCGGCAGCGUCCUGCUCGCCGGCGGCGAGAAGGGCAAGCGUUUCGCCCUGAAGCACUCCAAGGUGAUGAUCCACCAGCCGCACGGCGGCGUCGGCGGGCAGGUCUCCGACAUCGAGAUCCAGGCCGAAGAGAUCAUCAAGACGCGUCAGACGCUCAACGAGAUCCUCGCCGGCCACACCGGCAAGUCGGCCGACGACAUCCUCAAGGCGUGCGACCGCGACAACUACCUCACCGCCGAAGAGGCGAAGGAGUUCGGCCUGGUCGACGACAUCCUCACCAAGCCGCCCGGGGCGGAAGAGGAAGAGGACGAUUGCCCCAUGCCCCUCAUUCCUUACGUCAUCGAGAAGAGCGGCCGCGAAGAGCGGGCGAUGGACAUCUACAGUCGGCUCUUGGUCGACCGGAUCGUGAUCCUCGGCUCGGGCAUCAACGACGAGGUGGCGAACAACGUCGUCGCCCAGAUGCUCUUCCUCCAGUCGGACGACCCGAAGAGCGACAUCCACCUCUACAUCAACUCGCCCGGCGGCAGCGUCACCGCGGGGAUGGCGAUCUACGACACGAUGCAGUUCGUCACGUGCGAUGUGGCGACCUACUGCCUCGGCCAGUGCGCCAGCAUGGGCGCCGUGCUGCUAGCGGCCGGCGCCGCGGGCAAGCGCCACGCCCUGCCCAACAGCCGCGUAAUGAUCCACCAGCCGCUCGCCGGCAUGGAGGGCACCGCCGAGGACAUCCUCAUCCACGCGACCGAGUACAAGAAGACCAAGGACAAGCUCAACGGCAUCCUCGCCCGCCACACGGGCAAGACGCUCGAGCAGCUCCAGGCCGACACGGAUCGCGACAACUUCAUGUCCGCCGAAGAGGCGGUCGAGUACAAGCUCGUCGACAAGGCGGCCGCCGUUGUUGCCCGCCGCUGCUGCCUGCUCGCCGUCGGCUGCAACAACGGGCGUCAGCUCCAGACGGACCUGUAUCAGCGCGAGCUGCGGCUGCAGGAAGACGAGAUCUACCGCCUCGAGGACUACAUCGAGGAGUACCAGGCGAUCAUCCGCGGCUACCGGUGCGAAGUCGCCGAGCUGCGUCGCGACCUGGCGGAGGCCCAGGAGGCGGUCCCCGCCGAAGAAGUCGCGCCGAUCGGGUCAGGCGACGUCAUGCCGCUCGACGAGCCGAGCGACCUGGUCGACGACCCGAUCGAGAUGAUCCCGCCGCCGACCGGCGAGAGCGGUCCGGCGCUCGAACCGACACCGGUUGAGAGUGGCGAUGAGUCGGGUGUCGCACCCGACUUCGAGCCGGCGCCGCUUUUCGAGUCUUCCUCGGCAACGCCGAUCGAGUCAACAAUCACCGAUGCCCCGGCGCCAGGCGUGACGGAGGACACCGUCGCUUCUGCCCUCCACCACGAACCCGAUACGCCGCCGGCGGCGUACCCGCAGACGCGGUCAGUGACCGAAGCGGUUCACACCGCGGCGCGGGCGAUCCGCGUCAGCGUCGGCCCGGCGGGUUCGGAGGCCGCCCCGUACGAGGCGUUGACGGUGUACGUCAGCGAGCGUGAGCACGCCGCCUUGGCGGGGUUCUCGGGGACCGUUUCGGUCAUGUUGACCGAUCCGGAAGCCACAGGACGCAUGCGCCGCAUCGCCCUUUGGGACUUCACCGCGCGAGAGACCGCCGAGGCGUGGAACAUCGACCGGAACGGCAACCCGCGACUCGAGCUCUCGAUCGAGGCCCCGAACGACACGCCGCGUGAUCGCGAGCUGCGCGUCUGGGUGCGGCUGAUCGACUCGGCGGGCCAGAAACGCCUCGAGUCGACGACCGUACGAUUCGACGGCCCGAGCCGCCGACUCACUUCGGCGAGCGCGAACCACCCACGACGACUCCCAUCGACGGGGGGCGCUGGACAAGCCACGGCGUCGGACGUGGUCGCCGGCGACGUUCAGGCCGAUGGCGAGUGGCGUAGCGCCCGGCCACGUCGAGUGUUUGACUCGGCAAUCCGCCGAGACGCGGUGCGCCUCGACCCCGUCAGCGUUGGGGGGACUUCGCCUCUUCCUUCCGUGGCUCUCUCAGCGGCGACGGAAGACCAUCGCGACGCCCGCCAUGGCGGCGAGCAACGCCGUCGUCGGCUCGGGAACGACGCUGAUCGUGAUCGUGGCGAGCAGCUCGCCCGUGCCGAUCGUGUCGUUGAUCGUGCGUCCCGUGACGUCCGUGGCGCCGAGGAACGACGAGAGGUCCGAGCCGACGGUGAUCAGGCCGCCCUCAUCGACGCCCUCCGUGCCGACCUCGCCCUGCGUGAACGCCGCGCCACCGCCGCCGUUCACCUCGGUGCCGGCGUCGAGGAUGUCGCUGCCGAAGAUCUGGAUCACCCGCUCGCCGACGACGUUGCCACCGGCGUCGAUCAGCUCGCCCGCGGCGUUGAACACCUGGUAGGCGAACGGGUCGUCGUUGCCGAUGAACGUGUCGUUCGUCGGCACGAGCAUCGAGAGGAAGCUGAAGUACUGGUAGUUCGCCGGGUUGAUCGGCGUGACGAAGCCGACACCCGUCUCGCCCGGCUCGAUCGGCGGCACGCCGUUGCCGGCUGCGGCGACGACGCCCUGGAUGUCACCGGGGAUCCCCGGCGCGGCGGUGAACUCCGCCGUGAUCGGGCCGACGUCGCCGAGCUCGGCGAUCGCCUCGACCGAAGCGCUCGCGGCUGCGCCGACGUCGAACGAGUCGAACAGGCCGUUGUGGAAACCGAACCACACCGGUGUGAUCGAGAAGUCGGUGGCGUCGCCGUGCUCGACCGUGAUCUGCAGGUCACCGACGGCUUGGGCGGUGGCGACGGCGGGAACCAGCGCGGCGGAAAGGGCGAGCGCCGCGAAGCCGCGACAGGUGAGGUUGUUGGUCAUUCGCAUCGAAACUCUUCUCCAAGGUUGUGUGACGUCCGCGCGCAGUCCGACCACACGGAACAACGAACGCGCGACGCCGUUCAGGCGUUGGGGGGUGACAGCAAGAUGGCAAGAUCGACCCGCGACGGAGCCGGCGGAGCCACCCGGAAUCGGGCGCUGUAG
Messenger RNA from Cladocopium goreaui, 4857 nucleotides. Lineage: Eukaryota; Dinophyceae; Suessiales; Symbiodiniaceae. The record is from the annotation of a GenBank genome assembly.